CUUAUAUCUUAUCAGGUAGAUAAGAACCGUGCACAGUGUACCUACAAUCGGUACACAUUGUAGUGCAAAUAACCGCCAUGAGAUCAACGUUUGUGUGCUACUUUUGCAUCCUGUUCAAAAUUACGAUGUCGGCGCUGACUCCCCAAGAGAGAUUGUGCCAGAAUUUUGGGAGCUGUGACCUUUGCAUACAGGCGGAAACGUACUGUGGUUGGUGCUUUCAAGAGAACUUCAAAAGUGACCGAUGCGGGCCAUUAGAAAGCUUGGUAAGAGACGGCUGCGAUAAAAGCAACAUAUUGCAAAGUUCCGAGGACUCAAAGAUCUUGGAUAUGGAAAAUAAAGAUUUCAGAGGUGUUACAAACCCGGACAAUAUCGAGGACUCAAUACAACUUAAACCCCAGAAGGUUUCUGUACAGAUUAAAGCGAAGCAACCGAUCAACUUUCAGUUCGUUUAUCGACCGGCAGAAGAUUACCCGUUGGAUCUGUACUACCUUAUGGACUUAACCGAGACGAUGUAUAAGGACAUAGCAACCAUGGCAACCUUGGGUGCCGAUCUUACUAAACUUCUCCAGCAGUUAUCGAAGAAUUUUCGCGUCGCCUUUGGUUACUACUCUGACAAGGUGGCGUUUCCUUUCUCGCGAAUGGCACCCCACUUCCUGGAGAACCCCUGUGAGCCCUACGGACAAACCUGCGAGAAGCCCUUCAAUUUCGUGCACAAGUUGAACUUCACCAAUGACGUGGAGAAAUUCGUCAAUACGGUGAACGCAAGCAAAACCACGUCAAAUUUAGACAACUUGGAAGGCGGAAUGGACGCGCUCUUGCAAAUUAUCUACUGCGAGGACUACAUAAAGUGGAGAAAGAACUCGCGAAAACUAAUCGUGAUCGCCACUACGGCCUCAAUGCACUUCGCGGGCGAUGGCAUUUUUUGGUUGGGGGCCGUUAAGCGAAUAACCGGAAAAUGUUUCUUGGACCAAAAGACGGUAUCUACAGCCGCUCGCUGGUUACGACUACCCAUCUUUGGGAGAGGUCUUUCGCCAGUUGGCGUUUCAACAAGUGUCAAUCUUCCAAAUUUUAGAGGCGAUUGCGAAAUGUGGAAUGUGUAUUUUGCGAUGAAGGAAUACACGGGGUCCCUGAAGCUGGAAGAAGUCAUUGAUGGCUGA
Photinus pyralis (common eastern firefly) is the source of this 1157-nucleotide messenger RNA. RefSeq names its product integrin beta-nu-like. The transcript has 6 exons. The record is from RefSeq and is a predicted model, not a curated record. Gene Ontology annotation, cellular component: cell surface; integrin complex; focal adhesion. Lineage: Eukaryota; Metazoa; Arthropoda; Insecta; Coleoptera; Lampyridae. Bases 78 to 1157 code for a protein of 359 amino acids. Gene Ontology annotation, molecular function: integrin binding. Gene Ontology annotation, biological process: cell-matrix adhesion; cell migration; integrin-mediated signaling pathway.